Molecule: messenger RNA, 1115 nt
Organism: Patiria miniata (bat star)
Lineage: Eukaryota; Metazoa; Echinodermata; Asteroidea; Valvatida; Asterinidae
Gene: gid4
Product: glucose-induced degradation protein 4 homolog
Exons: 5
Coding region: 135-743 (202 amino acids)
Biological process (GO): protein targeting to vacuole; protein catabolic process in the vacuole; negative regulation of gluconeogenesis
Cellular component (GO): GID complex; extrinsic component of membrane
Source: RefSeq, a predicted model, not a curated record
UGGUCGGUAUUCCAAUGUUCUUUUCUUUUGACCAAUCAAAUUUAUCGUUACGAACACUGAACUGUCAUCCUUGGGCGCUGCCAUAUUGGUUUUCGGCGGUUGCGGCAUAUUUUGGUGAAAAACUUUGACAAAAAAUGCCCGGUCUUACAGUUUAUCCACCACCCCCGAAAAGUAGCAAACAGCAGGGCGUUGCACGAUCCCUGCUGUACAGUGGUUCAAAAUUUCAAGGCUUCCAGAAGAGCAGGGGUAAUUCUUACGUCGUAGAAGUUGAACUUCAGAAUGUGGAUGAAGAGAACAGCUACCUGUGCGGCUACUUGAAGAUCAGCGGGCUGACCCACGAGUACCCGGAGCUGGUCACCUUCUUUGAGGGAGAGAUCAUCAGUGACAAGCACCCUUUCCUGACGAGGAAGUGGGACGCGGAUGAAGAGGUGGACAGAAAGCACUGGGGCCAGUUUUUAUUUUUUUACCAGUAUGCCAAAACGUUCAACCUGGACACAUUUGACUAUGAAGCCCUCAACAGCACAGAUUACGUCUUCAUGAGGUGGAAAGAGCGCUUCCUGGUACCAGACCACAACAUCACGAACAUCGAGGGCGCCUCGUUUGCCGGCUUCUAUUACAUCUGCUUCCAGAAAUCCACAUCCAACAUUGAGGGCUACUACUAUCACAGAAGCUCGGAAUGGUACCAGUCACUUAACCUGACCCACGUCACGGAGCACAGCGUGCCAAUCUACGUUUUCCGGUAAAGUCCCCCCAAACCACCGCCAACUUUGUAUGUUUUGUACAGUUUAUAUAUAUUUUGGAUACGUGCGGCAUCCACUGUGCAGUUUUCAGGUCUGCCGUAAUGAAUGUAAAUUGUAUUGUGAUUAUUUAUGACGGAUACAAAGAUUUCGAUGGAAUAAUAAUAAUAACUAGAACUAUGUCUGUCCCAUGAACAGAACAUAGGGCUUUUCCGCAUUUGAAAUAAACAUACAUGUAUAUAUUUAAAAAAUAUUCUUUAUUGAUGAGGUCACUCAUGAUGCCAGGCACAUUUCUCACAAUUUGAACAUUUAUCUGCCAAUACUUUGGUAAGAAAAAUUGAAUUUAGUAUGUUGUGUUUGUUACUUUAACAACAAAAA